AUGUGUCCGCCGAUGGCGUAUAACUGGCUUGUUAUUUUAAUCGUAUUUCUGGCAGUUUUCGGCCUGUCAGAAUGCGUAUCAAACAACCGGCCGCCUCAAUUCCUCCCAGGCGGCGACAUGGCAAGGUUUUCCAUAUCCGAAGAUACCCCAGUUGGAAAGUCGGUUUACAAACUGUCGGCAAUUGACCCGGAGGGAUCGAAAGUGUCGUACACCGUGAGCGGCCAACAUCUGAACAUCGAUCGAUCGACUGGUGUCGUCACACUAGCGAAACGUUUGGAUCGGGAAACGUUAGAUUCGCUAGAAGUCGUCAUUAGCGUGACCGACGAUCCAAUCAAAGACUCCGAUGCAAAUACGGUGUCUCUGAGAAGAGAAAUAGCCAUCAUCGAUGUCAAUGAUAAUCCACCGGAGUUCCUAGGGAGACCAUAUUCGUUUAGUGUUUCAGAAGACACACGAGUUGGUACCAUAAUAUAUAGUAACGUGACAGUUAUCGAUAAAGACAUUGGACUGAAUAGCGAGAUUUCUAUGACAUGCAUUCAAAACAAUGAACCUUGCGUGACAUUUAACCUACUCACCGAAAAAGUGUCCACAGGUAAGUACGUAGGUUCUAUUAGAUUGGCACGUCCACUGGAUUUCGACACGGUUUCAUCGUACAAACUCACUGUGAAAGCGUCAGAUGGAGGGCUGAAAAACACUCUAUCGUCCACAGCAAAUAUUUCGGUAGUCGUCAAGGACGUGCAGGACGAACGUCCGGUUUUCACGAACUCGCCGUAUUCGAUCGUGAUCGAUGAAAAUACGCCGUCAGGCGUACAAGUACUAAAGGUCAACGCCGAAGACGGUGACGCGGGUUUCAAGAGGCCAGUCGUGUUGAGUUUAGAAGAUGAUUCUCUUGGAUAUUUCACUGUCGAGAAUGAGUCUAACGGAACUGCCUACAUAUUCACCAGCAACAAUCCUAUCGAUCGGGAAAACAAAGUAGUUUCCGACGCCGGUGGUAUUUAUACGUUCAGAUUAAAGGCUACUGAGCUGAUCAACAACGAAUUACCUGGUGACGUCAGCUACGAGAUCGUCACUGUAGUAAUUCAAGACGUGGACGACGAAAAACCCGAAUUCAACGAAAGGAGUUUUACGACGUCGGUAUCCGAAGACAUUAGUAUUGGAACGCCAUUACCGGGAUUAAAUAUUAUAGUUAAUGACAAGGACUUGGGGGAUAAUGGAAGAUAUGUAUUGGUGAUGAGGACCCAAGACUCCAGAGUGUCUAAUUGGUUUAAAAUUAUUCCGGAAACGGCCUUGGGAAGGUCAACUGUUCUGAUUCGUCUAGUUGACAACGAUGGGUUUGAUUACGACGCAGGAGUAACUGAUGUAGAAUUCGAUAUUGUUGCUAUGUACCAAGAUAAAAUGAGUGGUGGGUUUAAAGAAGCUUCUGCAGCUCAUGUGCAAGUCAACGUACUCGAUGCUAAUGAUAAUUUACCGAAAUUUGCCCAAUCAACAUAUGCAUACUCCAUACCGGAAAAUUUGGUACCUGGAACAAAUAUAGCAAAUCUCACUGCUACCGACAUUGAUAGUGGUAUAAAUGGCGAAAUAACUUACAGCUUGCAAGGUUUUGGAAUGGACAAGUUUGGAAGUGAUCCUGAAUUCGGCGGUAUAUAUUUGACUGGCAAGGUCGACUACGAACAGCAAAGUUCAUAUUCUCUAACUCUCGAAGCGAAAGAUGGAGGUAAUCGUUCCACCCACGUAGUUAUUUUGGUCGAAAUUGUAGACGUUAACGAUAAUACUCCAGUAUUCAAUUCGUUAGAAUACAAAAGAACUAUACGAGAAGGAGGUACUGAAUUUCAGCCGAAAUUCUUUGUUCAGGCAUCCGACGCCGACAGUGGACUCAAUUCUAUGAUUCGUUAUUCGGUCACUAGCUCAAACUACAACGGCGUCGUGAUGGUGAAUCCAAUCACCGGGGAACUGACAUUGAAUUCUCCGGUAAACUCGAGUCACACGUCCCGGGGACAAUAUGAGGUAGUGAUAAGAGCGACGGACCUGGGAGUUCCACCUCUACAUUCGGAUGCAAACCUCUACGUCAGGGUUGGUGUGCCAGGAAACCAGAGGCCCAUGUUCAAAAAUCUCACAUAUUCCGUCACGAUACCGGAAAACACGCCCAGGACAAUGGACAUACUGAGGGUUCGAGCGACCGAUCCUGACGGGCCUGACCAUCUGAUUGAGUACAGCAUGGCCAAUAGUAACGAUAAUUUUCACAUCAAUAAAAAAACUGGAGCCAUAUCUGUGUCGGAACGCGCCAUACUCGAUUUGGACUCAACGGGAUUGUCGCAUUAUCAUUUGGUCGUCAUGGCUAUGGACAGUGGGCUGCCUAUCAGAGAGGUUGCACACGCUGACGUGUUCGUCAACGUCACAGACGUGAAUAAUAAACCUCCCAAGUUCGACGAUAAUAUAAGUUACAUAGUAUACGUACCUGAAAUCACGGAAAUAGGUGAAGUCGUGUACAAAGUAAAUGCCAUCGACCCGGAUAAAAAUGCGUCGAUCAAGUAUGCGAUCGUUGAACCAAUUAAAGCGAAUGACAAAACUGGAUUGCCACUGAAAAACACAAGCUCAUAUAAUUUCAAAGAUGUAUUCAGCAUUAACAAACAUACCGGCGAGAUCAAAGUGAAUUCGGCGCUUAGCUAUCAGAUGGCGUCGGUGAUCGUAUUGACCAUUAGAGCGGUGGACAUGAACGCCGUUGAAAACGUUCACGAACAGUACGACGAGGUGGAAAUCACAUUUUUCGUGAAGCCGUACAUGAAUAAAAACCCUGUGUUCACUAAUUCCGGAUGGUCGGUCGACGGUGACUCGUCCACUUUAACCGUGCGGGUGGACGAAGAAACGCCAAUCGGUACUGAACUUGUGCAGCUGAAAGCCAUCGACGUGCUUACCAACGAGUCGCUUUACGAUUUCAAGGCUGUCACGGCUGUACCUCGACAAAUUGCCAUGGACUAUGCCGGCAGAGUCAUACUUACAGAACGACUGGACUACGAAACGCUGGAAAACAAGACGUUGACGUUUCAAGUGAAAGUCACUACCGAAGACGGUGAGCGGUCCACUAGCAAAACCAUAGUGAUCGAAGUACAAGACAUAAAUGACAAUAGUCCAGAAUUUGAAUAUCCAAUUUAUCGAACUUCUCUCCUAGAAUCCAGCCCAAAAGGUACAGUGGUCUUGUCGGUGAUAGCAAAGGACAAAGAUUUACCGACGACCCAAAACGGUAUAGUCAGGUACCAUCUAGGAGGUGAAAAUUCAAAUUUGUUUACUGUUGAUCCCAAAAGCGGAGAGAUACAAGUUUCUGGAAAUGGUGUAAUUGAUCGUGAAAAAACUCCAAUUUUAAAAUUAAUGUUAUUUGCAUCAGACACGCCACUAGGUGGUCCUCAUCAAAAAAUGUCUUCAGUACCAGUUAAUAUUGAUGUGAAGGAUAUAAACGACAAUGCGCCUGAAUUUGAUACUUCAAUCUAUAUUGCAGUAGUAUUAGAGAACGUAGUUCCCGAAACAAGUGUGUUAAACGUAUCGGCACACGAUCCGGAUGAAGGAUCUGCAGGCUUGGUCCAUUACAAGCUCAUCGAUGAACAACAACUUCAUGGUUUCUUGUACAUAAAUCCAAUGAAUGGACAAAUAAAGACUUCCAAAAGAUUAACGGGCAAAGGCCGCUCUGAUCCGUAUGAAAUGAAAAUAAGAGCCGAAGACAAUGGAGAACCUGGAAUGUUUUCUGAUGUUAAGCUUAGUCUAUACAUCAGCGAUAUAAUUGAAAAUGAUGGAGUUCCGACUUUUGUACAUCCAACUGCUGAUGAAAUCGCAUAUGUUUCUGAGAAUGCAUCCAUUGGAUCGUUAGUAUUCAGAGCAGUGGCUACAGAUCCAGACGAUCCCAAUACAUUGGAAGGAACAAUUCAUUAUAGCUUUUUAGAAGAAACAAAAGAUUCUUCAAUUUUUUCUAUUGAUUCAGAAACGGGAUUAAUAACGACCAAGUCAAUUUUGGACAGAGAAACACAAGACAAAUAUACUCUUGUAUUAGUAGCAAGAGAUUUAGGCGAUGUUCCUCAACAGUCCACAAAAGUUUUCAACGUUAUUAUAACCGAUGUCGAUGACAAUAAACCAGUAUUCAAUAGAUCGAUCGAAGAAAAACCUUUAAUGAUGGAAGUCGAAGAAGAGUCGUCUCAUGGUACCUUAGUUGGUUUCAUAGCAGCGUAUGAUCCGGAUAUUGGGGAUAAUGCUUUGAUUGAUUACAUUAUAACGGAUGGUAACGAGGGUAAUGUAUUUUAUUUAAACUCUUCGAAUAAUGUAGCCGAAAUAAGAGUGAGUGGAGAAAUUGAUAGAGAAUCUAUAUCUGAAUAUGUUUUGACAAUAAAAUGUUUCAAACAUAAAACAAAAGCAUAUAGUUUGCAUAAAUCGUACAACAAACAAGAUCCUAGUGAGAGACAGGUGGUUAUCAAAAUACUUGAUAUCGAUGACAAUUUACCGAAAUUCGUCGAUGAAAACUUAACUUUAGGCGUUAGGGUAAGCGUUCCUCUAGACACACUUGUUGCUACAAUACAAGCCACAGAUGUUGACAAUUUGGCAGAACAAAUCACGUAUCACAUUACAAAUCUCACUUUUGCUCAUAGGCUUGAAAGCCCAAAAGAGAUCAAGAGCUGGCCAUUCUUUUUAGAUCAAUUAAGUGGUCAGAUCAGAACAACAUCUUCGAUGACAUCCUAUUCAGAAGGUUACUUUAACAUAGUUGUGGCUGCGAUCAACAGUGACGUGCCUGGACGACAUUCUAACACUACAAUCAAGGUGUUCAUUGUAAAAGACCGUGGCUUGUUGAAGUUUGUUUUCACAAGACCACCAAAUGUAGUAGGCCAUUACAUUACUAAAUUCAAAGAAGAAGUUGAAAAAUCACUAGGGAUACCUCAAGUUAGUUUAAACUUGUAUGACACCCAGUUUUAUUCAAAAAAUGACGGAAGUCUAGAUUUUAGUAGCACAGGUUCAUGUUUUCAACUAGUGGGCCCAAACAAUUACAAUCCAAAAGAUACUAUAUCGUUACUCGAAGACCCUAGUAAUCAUGAGCUGAAAAACGUGUACAAACAAUACGAAGUUAAAAACAUCGAACGAUGUUCCCCGAAACAAGUCAAAUCAGCUGUUACUUGGGUACAGAUAUCGGUGUUAGGUAUUGCAAUUUUCAUUGGAUUCGUAUCGAUUUUUUCAAUAUGCCUUUUAUGUUGUUCUUAUAAAAAAUGGAAAAGACUACGGUAA
Messenger RNA from Macrosiphum euphorbiae (potato aphid), 5250 nucleotides. The record is from the annotation of a GenBank genome assembly. Lineage: Eukaryota; Metazoa; Arthropoda; Insecta; Hemiptera; Aphididae.